AUGUCCGACUACGAAGACGACAUGGACGUCGACAUGGAGUCAACCUCCAAACCCUCCGACGACAUCACCUUCUCCUCUUCCACCACCGCCAAAGGCAAACGCAGCGCCGCGAACCUCCCCAUCGAAGCCGAAGACACCCUCCCGUGGGUCGAGAAGUACCGCCCCAGCUCCCUCGACGACGUCCACGGCCACCAAGACAUCCUCGCCACGAUCAACAAAUUCGUCGACUCCAACCGCCUACCCCAUCUCCUCCUCUACGGCCCACCAGGAACAGGAAAGACCUCAACUGUCCUCGCUCUCGCACGACGCAUCUACGGCAACAAAAACAUGCGACAAAUGGUGCUAGAAUUGAACGCUUCCGACGACAGAGGUAUCGACGUGGUCCGGGAACAAAUUAAAACUUUCAGCUCGACGAAACAGAUCUUCGCCGGCAGUUUCGACAAGUCAGCCCAGCAAAGCACGAUUGCGAAUUACAAGCUCAUCAUCCUCGACGAGGCGGACGCCAUGACCAGCACGGCGCAGAUGGCGUUGCGGCGGAUCAUGGAGAAGUACACGGCCAAUACGCGGUUCUGCAUCAUUGCGAAUUACACACAUAAGCUCAGUCCGGCGUUGUUGUCGCGGUGUACGAGAUUUCGAUUCUCGCCGUUGAAAGAGGUGGAUAUCAGACAAUUGGUGGACAAGGUCGUGCGGGAGGAGGAUGUGAAUAUCGCGCCCGAUGCGACGGAUAGCCUGGUGACGCUGUCGAAGGGAGAUAUGCGAAGGGCGCUGAAUGUGCUGCAAGCAUGUCAUGCAUCCUCGACACCGCUGAAUGUGCCUGGAGAGAAAGUCAAGACGGGCAAGGAUAUCACACGAGAUCUCAUCACGAACGAGACGAUCUACGACUGCAUUGCGGCACCGCAUCCGGGAGACAUCGCGACCAUUGUGCAGACGCUGUUGACGACGGCGAACGUGGGGUCGUGUCUGAGUACGAUCAACACGUUGAAGAAGACGAAGGGACUGGCGUUGGCGGAUAUUCUGACGGCGAUGGGGGAGCAGUUGUCGGAGUUGGAGGUUCCGACGCAAACGAGGGUGGCGUGGUUGGAGGGGCUGGCGGAUAUCGAGUAUCGGUUGAGUGGAGGUGGGAGUGAGAGUUUGCAGACAGGAGGGUUGCAAGGCCGCCAUGGCAGCGUACAGCCAUCAUCAACCACCCAACCCCCUCACUGCGCCGCAACAACCUCCUCCUUCCCCUUCGCAACCUCCACCUGCCUCUCCUUCGUAGCCUUAUCCACCCCGAAAUUCGCCGCCAACUUCUUCAACCUCUCGUACGCCUCUUGCUCCUGGACCUCCACCCCACCCGUCGCCGAGACCGCGGCCGGCAACAACACACUCUGCUCAAUCUCAUAA
Molecule: messenger RNA, 1383 nt
Organism: Zymoseptoria tritici IPO323
Lineage: Eukaryota; Fungi; Ascomycota; Dothideomycetes; Mycosphaerellales; Mycosphaerellaceae
Exons: 3
Coding region: 1-1383 (460 amino acids)
Biological process (GO): DNA-templated DNA replication; DNA repair
Cellular component (GO): Ctf18 RFC-like complex; Rad17 RFC-like complex; Elg1 RFC-like complex
Molecular function (GO): DNA binding; DNA clamp loader activity; ATP hydrolysis activity
Source: RefSeq, a predicted model, not a curated record